AUGGAACUCCCCGCCAAGUUGCCCUUCUCCAAGCGGCUACUGCGUCCGCGCAUUGUUAUCUCGUACAUCUUCGACUAUGUCAUUCUCAUUGCUUGCAUCAUUGGCUUCUACAUCCUCGACUCCAUCGAGCCAUUCCACCAGCACUUCUCCCUCCGCAACAUCUCCCUCCAGUACCCGUACACCGUCCACGAGCAUGUUCCGAUGGCCCUCGCCCUUGCCAUCUCGGGACUAUUUCCCAUCAUCCUCAUCAUUAUCUACACCCUCGGGAUCGAUGGCCUGUUCUCGCACCACAAGCAGGAUCCAACGUCGGGGAGGAGAAAGAUGAGAGGCCCGUAUCGGUGGAAAGAUCGCCUGUGGGAGCUGAACUGUGGUAUUCUAGGCUUGUUACUAGCGCAAGGUCUGGCCUUCGUGAUUACGCAAGUGCUCAAGAAUGCAUGUGGCAAGCCUCGACCCGAUCUGAUCGCAAGGUGCCAACCGCCGGAAGGAAGCCAUGAUGCGAUUCCGGGCUUAUCGAACUACACAAUCUGUACGGGAGACCCGGCAUUGAUCAAAGAUGGAUUCCGAUCUUGGCCGUCAGGUCACAGCAGCUCAUCCUUCGCCGGCUUAGGCUAUACAGCACUCUGGUUAGGCGGCAAGCUGCACGUCAUGGAUAACCGCGGUGAAGUCUGGAAGACCUUGCUGGUCACGGUCCCUCUUCUCGCGGCAACCCUGAUCGCCGUGUCGCGCAUCAUGGACGCGCGCCAUCAUCCAUUCGACGUGAUCACCGGCGGGCUUUUGGGCCUCAUCACCGGCUACGUCUCCUAUCGCCAGUACUUCCCUCCGAUCACCGAGGCCUGGCGCAAGGGACGUGCUUAUCCGAUCCGCACCUGGGGUACCGACCCCGUCGAUCCUUACGGGGAUACCAAGAUGGGCCGGUUCAAUGAGAGCAGGGCUGCUCUGCGCAAUCCCGACGAGGAGCACCUGGACCCGGUGCAAUCCAACACCUCGGCGGCACCUUACCUAGGAUCCACGAAUCCAUUCGUUUCCCCUGCCUACCCACGGCGGCCGCAUGAUCACGAUCCCGAUGGCAACUGGUCGUCCAGCGAGGAUGAUGUUAGCAAUGUGUAUGAGAUGCAGCGUGGGUAUGCGGCGGCACCAAAUCCGGGGGCUGGUCGGUCUUCACCGCAGAACACUGGGUAUCCACCACAGACGAUGCCGACUGGGGAUCUCUCUGCUCCAUCGGUGGUGGUCAGUCAUCCGGCCUAA
Messenger RNA from Penicillium riverlandense, 1245 nucleotides. Its product is annotated as phosphatase PAP2 family protein. NCBI's taxonomy places the organism in Eukaryota, Fungi, Ascomycota, Eurotiomycetes, Eurotiales, Aspergillaceae. Gene Ontology annotation, molecular function: phosphatidate phosphatase activity. The transcript has 5 exons. Gene Ontology annotation, biological process: phospholipid metabolic process. The record is from RefSeq and is a predicted model, not a curated record. Bases 1 to 1245 code for a protein of 414 amino acids.